CGCAGAUAUUAGCUUGAAUCAGAGAGCCUCCUAUUGACGUCCAGCCAAAACCUGAGAACAUUUGGGCAGCUUGUUAAAUACGGAAGUGAGCGCUCCUGUUUUCAGAGCAGGGCUGUGGACCAAUUGCGCAUGCAUGUUUAUCAUAUCCCCUGGAUCCACACACCAGUGCGGACUGUGUUGGCAAUAUGGCACCAGCUGACCAAGACCGAGAUCCCAGAGCUGGCCAAGUGUUCGGUGCUGAUGAGGGAGCGCAGCAGAGUGGAGGAGACAAUUCACGCCAUGCAGCCUGUUAGCCAUGCCAGAUUUUCACCUAAUUACAUUCAUGAACACCAGAAGAGAUACUUAACGGUUAUCUCAGAUUUCGACAUGACACUGACCAGAUUCGCUCACAACGGGAAGAGAGUGCCCACCACGCACAACAUCCUGGAUAACCGGUUGUUGAUCAACGAAGACUGCACUAAAAAGAUGAGGGAGCUUUUGAACACCUACUAUCCAAUAGAAAUUGACCCGGGAAGGACCGCAGAAGAGAAGCUGCCUCUCAUGGUGGAGUGGUGGACUAAAGUCCAUGAGCUGCUAAUUCAGCAGAGGAUUAGGAAGGAUUUGCUUGCCCAGGCUGUCAAGGAAUCCAACGCUAUGCUUAGGGACGGCUACAAAGUGUUUUUCGACCGUCUGGCGGAGGAGCAGGUCCCUCUGUUGAUAUUCUCGGCCGGCGUUGGAGACGUCCUCGAGGAGGUGAUUCAGCAGAACCACGUCUUCCAUCCCAACGUCCAAAUCAUCUCCAACUACAUGGACUUCGAUCACACUGGGGUUCUGCAAGCCUUUAAAGGCCAACUGAUCCACACCUUCAACAAGAGAGAGGGUGCUCUGUCGCGUGCAGCCGGCCUCAGAGAGCUGCAGGGACGACCCAACGUGCUGCUGCUGGGAGACUCUUUAGGAGACCUGACCAUGGCUGACGGGGUCUCCGAGCACCAGAACGUCCUCACCAUCGGCUUCCUCAACGACCAGGUGGAGGAGAGAAAGGAUUCGUAUAUCAACUCCUUUGACAUCGUGCUGGUGAAGGACGAGACGCUGGACGUCCCCAACGCCAUCCUCAGACACAUUACCUCAUGUGGAGACGACAAGUAAAACGCACAAGGUGGAACGGGACACUAAUGGGCAAUGUACACACAAGAUGGACUUGUUCGCUCUAUUCACCGUGCUGCAUGCCGGACAAUCAUCACUUACCUCAAACCAGACCGUAAGGCUGGGCUUUUUUAAAACCGCUUUGUUUACCAGAGAGUAUUUUUGACCUUUUCAGUUUAUUUGAAACACAUUACACGUACAGGGCCACAUCACGUACAUUUGAAACUUAGUUUAGAAGAAUCCCAGGUUUAUGCAGCAAACGUCACAGUAGAAACUCUGUUCUAUUCAGGAAGACCAAUGCACCAUCUCAGCAAAUGUCUAGUCAAAACAAUUAAAGAGUCAUUUUUAGUA
Acanthopagrus latus (yellowfin seabream) is the source of this 1473-nucleotide messenger RNA. Its product is annotated as 7-methylguanosine phosphate-specific 5'-nucleotidase-like. NCBI's taxonomy places the organism in Eukaryota, Metazoa, Chordata, Actinopteri, Spariformes, Sparidae. Gene Ontology annotation, cellular component: cytoplasm. The record is from RefSeq and is a predicted model, not a curated record. Bases 130 to 1125 code for a protein of 331 amino acids. The transcript is spliced from 11 exons. Gene Ontology annotation, molecular function: 5'-nucleotidase activity; magnesium ion binding.